UGGCCACUAAUGGAAGUGAUGAUAUGGCAUUUAGUAUGCUUUCGCUCUCCCCAUUAUUCACUGUGGAACGCGCGUGCUCAUAUGUGUUUUAAUUAUCUGGGAUACCUAUGAUCCCCACUUGUAUUACAAGUCAGGACAAACAGCGUGUUUCUUAAAUAGAGAUUAAGAUUUCUCGGAAGUUAAUAUGGUUCGUCAACAUGGUGGUCACCUGUAAAUUGUAAUCUGGGCAUUAACCAGAAAAAUUUGGGUUUUAAGAAUACUGUUGCACUUCGCUGGUUUGCAGGCGGGAUGGAGAAUCUGAGCUAUGACGAGAUGGGGUUAAUACUGAAACGGGUAAUCAACAGGAAUGAUAGGAAAUCCUGCGCCAAGGUCUGCAGUCAAUGGAGAAGACUUGAAGCCUCUACCAGGGAAUCCCUCAAAGUGUUGGACUCUCACCUCUUGUAUUCCUUUUUGCCAAGAAUUUCUCCCGUUAGACGCACCUUCUGAUGUAGGACUCUGUUCAAUAGCUAAUGGCUGUAGGGACUUGAGAAUUGUGUGCUUGAAAAGGAGAAAGGGCUUAGGCAAUGUGGGUGUCACAUCUCUCAUGAAAUCAUGUCCUAAAAUAAAGCAUUUAGACUUAGGAUUCUGCAACAGGAUAACAGAUCAAGCAUUGGAAGCAAUUGGGGCCAGUAAUUGCUUGGAAGUUCUUUUAUUGAAUGGAUGCAAAUUGGUCACUGACAGGGGAUUGGCGUCAUUGGCAUUAGGGUCAACUGCCACAACAUUGAAAAGGCUUGACCUGUCUUAUUGUGAUCGAAUUACAGAUAGGGGUGUUAGUCUUCUGAAACAUUUGUCCUGUUUACAAGAGCUGAAUUUGGAAGGAUGUGGGCAAGAAGUGACUGAUUCUGGAGGAAUGGAGCUUGGAGCUAUACAAACCCUAGAAAAAAUAAAUUUUUCAUUGUUGAUUAAUAUAUCAGAUGUAUCAUUGCUUGUUAUUGCCAGGCACUGUUCAAAUUUGAAAGAAAUCAAGGUCUCUGGUUGUGAAUCUGUCACAGGAGAUGGAGUUUGUGCAUUUUCACAACACAUUUCUUUGGAGGCGAUGGUUUUAGCUUGUUGUAGCAAUGUCCACAGCGAAGAUAUUGAACAAAUAGUACUUGGAUGCCCCAACUUAGGUUAUCUUGGAUUAGAUAGAGAUCUCAAACAUUGGAUUCCUGCCAGUGUAAUUGAGAGAAUUGAUGGUCGUUGUCAAAUAGAAUGGUUAUAAAUUGGUAAUAAUGCCCUUAAUUGAGAAGGGUUUCAAGGGUUCAGUUCCCAGAAAAUUGGUUCUGUUGAUUUGCAGGAAAAUUGCUUAUAGCUUAUCCAACAUAUGCUAUUAAAUUGUUUAAAACUGUUGUGGAAUCCUAUGAUUCAAACUUGCCAUCUUGUCUCCAGCUACUGAAUGCCAGUGCAUCAAAACCUAUUUAUAAGAUGUUUAGAAGUUGUAAGAAAUUUGACUUGUUAUAUUUAUUGUAAAUCUUUUAUGUGUUUUGAACACAACAAGGCUGUAGAAAUUAUUGUACAUUAUGUGUUUAUUGUACAUUUCCUUUAAAUUAUGGGUAUAUAUUCUUAGAUGGAAUGAAAAAAACACAAAAAACAAGAGGAAUCUUACUUGUUUCUGUUUA
Molecule: messenger RNA, 1637 nt
Organism: Cryptomeria japonica (Japanese cedar)
Lineage: Eukaryota; Viridiplantae; Streptophyta; Pinopsida; Cupressales; Cupressaceae
Product: F-box/LRR-repeat protein 4
Exons: 2
Coding region: 347-1240 (297 amino acids)
Biological process (GO): SCF-dependent proteasomal ubiquitin-dependent protein catabolic process
Cellular component (GO): SCF ubiquitin ligase complex
Molecular function (GO): protein binding
Source: RefSeq, a predicted model, not a curated record